AUGCCUGUUGCUGUCGAUGAUACUACUACCAUCUUCACACCCAUCAAACCCACACUAGCCAAGCCUACCACCAUCUCUAUACCCGUCAAAUCCACCACUAUCUCCACACCCGUCAAAUCCACUACUAUCUCUACUGCUAUUACCAAGAAGUCCAACAUCAAGCCCAAUACCAUUACCUCCACCACUAAAAAAAUCAUCAAGCCUAACAUCACUACCUCUAUCCCUAAAAAAAUCACGCCUUCUCAAUUAAUGUGUGAAGCUGAUCAAAUUUCAAAAAGGCAAGACGAGUUAGAGACGAUUAUUAUUGAGCAAAAAGACAAAAUUGAUGAAAUUUUAUCAAAAUUCGAAGAGCAUAAAUUCAAUACAGAAAUCGGGAACAGCAAAAAGGAGGGUAAAGAUAAAGGAAAGAAAAAUAGAAUCGAAUUUUAUCAAUUAUUUCACGAAUACAAGCAACUAACAGAUAAUGAACUUAAAGUACGCCUAAAGGAUGAUGAGGAUGAGCAGUACGAGGAGGAAAAAGAAGUACAGGAUAGCUCGCAAUACAGUGAAUAUGCUUCCACUGAUAAAGAGUUAUACAAUCUUUAUCAAAGCCUAGAAAAUGAUGCGAAUUUUAUGGAUUAA
Molecule: messenger RNA, 621 nt
Organism: Funneliformis caledonium
Lineage: Eukaryota; Fungi; Glomeromycota; Glomeromycetes; Glomerales; Glomeraceae
Source: the annotation of a GenBank genome assembly